AGAUAUAUUCUGAAAAGGCACACAAACAGUUAAAAAAAAAUAAACUGAUCAAAAAUACAUCUCUGUGAAGAAUCUUUAUCGAUUUCUCGAGAAAAUGUACUCGAGAACAGUUGGACGAACGGAAUACGAAUAAAUAAGACAAUCAUCUAAGCAAAAAUUAUUCAAAGGUGCUCGCUAGUUGACCAUCGAUCUCAUUUUUCAAAGAAACUUUGUUCGAAGAAAUAGAAGGCACCAUAAUUCUUGUCAUAAAAUCGUGAGAUGGAAAGUGCAACUAUACCAAGCACGCUGAUGGAACUGAAAAUACGAAGACAAACGCAAUUUCAAUCGCAAAUAUCGACUUUAGAUACUAGAAGAAAACAAGCAGUUUGUGUUAGAAGAGCCUUUAAGAAAUAUGGAUCCAAGAACAAUCCUAAUAUAAUUUUGGACGGGCUUAACAUGACUGUGCCGAAAGGCACUAUUUAUGGAUUACUUGGUGCGAGUGGUUGCGGAAAGACCACUUUAUUAUCAUGUAUCGUCGGCCGCAGACGCUUGAAUUCUGGCGAAAUCUGGGUCCUGGGAGGCCGACCAGGAUCUAAGGGGUCCGGUGUGCCCGGUCCUCGAGUCGGCUAUAUGCCACAGGAGACUGCGCUUUAUGGCGAAUUCUCCAUUCGAGAAACAUUUAUCUAUUUUGGUUGGUGUGCUGGUAUGACGACUGAUCAAGUGGACGAUAAGCUAGAAUUUUUAAUUAAGCUUUUGCAAUUACCGUCGAGCAACCGUUUUGUGAAAAAUCUGUCUGGUGGUCAGCAAAGAAGAGUAUCCUUCGCGGCUGCCCUUUUAGCCGAUCCUGAACUCUUGAUCUUGGAUGAACCGACAGUUGGAGUGGAUCCUGUUCUCCGGCAAAGUAUCUGGGACCACUUAGUGCAUAUCACUAAAGAUGGUAACAAGACUAUUAUUAUCACCACGCAUUACAUCGAAGAGACCAGACAAGCUGGCAUAAUCGGCUUAAUGAGAAGCGGUAAAUUUUUGGCAGAGGAAUCGCCAACGAAGCUAAUGGAAAUGCACCGAUUGGAUACUUUGGAAGAUAUUUUCCUGAAAUUGAGUAAAAAACAAAAUUUAGGAUUAAGGAGAAGAAGCAGUAUUUUGAGCAAUUUAACAGGUGUUCCGCCGGAAAAUAAUGUAGAUGACGAAAUGAGUGGCGAAUUCGGCGACAACGUGAGCGUGUGUAGUCGAAGAAAAAGUGUAGUCAUUGCAGAUGACAAUUUGGGAGGAUUGCCACCGGAAGAAAAAGGUUCCUCUAAGUUUACCAUGCUUAAUCCGAUGCAUAUGAAAGCCCUUAUCUGGAAGAAUUUUUUGUGGAUGUGGCGAAAUGUCGGAAUAAUGUUGUUCAUCAUUGCUCUACCAGUUGCUCAGAUAAUCAUCUUCUGUCUUACCAUCGGUAAGGAUCCCGUAGGUCUAAAAAUAGCCAUCGUUAACAAUGAACUCAACAACAGCACGCAACCUUGUAUUCCCACAAUCGGAUGUGAUUGGUCACUAGUGAGUUGUCGUUAUCUUCAGCAUUUGCAGAAGAAGACUAUAAACUUGUUACCUUACGAUAACGAUGAAGAAGCCAGAAAUGCAGUGAAAAAAGGUUGGGCAUGGGGUUCCAUAAUGUUCCCAUCAAAUUAUUCCGAUGCUCUCAUGGCGAGGAUAGAUUACGGUAGAAAUGCUGAAAAUUGGGAUGUCGAAUUUGCAGAAAUGAAAGUCGUCCUAGACAUGUCCAAUCAACAGAUAGGACAAUUGCUACAAAGAGAUCUGAUUUAUGCCUUUCAAGACUUUGCAAAGGAACUUACUGUGGCUUGCAACUACAGCGCAAAGUUGACAAGCAUACCUAUAAAUUUCAAAAAACCAGUCUAUGGACCUUUGGAUCCUAUCUUUACGGAUUUCACAGCUCCUGGAGUGAUCCUAACAAUCAUCUUCUUUCUUUCGGUUGCAUUGACAUCGGGUUCCAUGUUGCUAGAAAGAAAUGAGGGUCUGCUAGAAAGAACUCUUGUAUCAGGUCUCACUGGCACUGAGAUUCUCUUCGGUCAAGUGAUCACGCAGUUCAUAGUAGUGUUAGGACAGACCAUAAUGGUUCUCAUAGUUUCAUUCGCUAUUUUCAAGAUCACUUGCGUAGGCAACAUAGGUUGGAUUACUACUUUGACAGUCCUCACGGGUAUCUGUGGCAUGUGUUUUGGAUUUUUCAUCGCCUGUUUCUGCAAUCACGAAAGAACUGCUACAUAUGUGGCCAUGGGCUGCUUUCUUCCAAUUGUGAUGUUGUGCGGCAUCAUUUGGCCUACAGAAGGCAUACACCCUGUUCUAAAGUAUAUUAGUUUUCUGUUACCUCUGACAAAAAGCACAGAAUCGAUGAGAUCGAUGCUAACGAGAGGUUGGUCGAUAUCGGAACCUACAAUAUAUUAUGGCUUUAUCUCUACUCUUAUUUGGAUUAGUAUCUUGAUGAGCUUGUCAAUACUGCUGCUUAAGUUUAAAAAGGGUUAA
Molecule: messenger RNA, 2493 nt
Organism: Camponotus floridanus (Florida carpenter ant)
Lineage: Eukaryota; Metazoa; Arthropoda; Insecta; Hymenoptera; Formicidae
Product: ABC transporter G family member 20
Exons: 13
Coding region: 259-2493 (744 amino acids)
Cellular component (GO): membrane
Molecular function (GO): ATP binding; ATP hydrolysis activity; ABC-type transporter activity
Source: RefSeq, a predicted model, not a curated record